Messenger RNA from Mycena citricolor, 4473 nucleotides. Lineage: Eukaryota; Fungi; Basidiomycota; Agaricomycetes; Agaricales; Mycenaceae. The record is from the annotation of a GenBank genome assembly.
UUCUUACCACCCGUCUCCGUUUCUCCUUCCCCCCGCAGCACCUACCCACCGAGUAAACGAAGAUGAGCAACGAGGAGCAUCACCCCGAGGAGACUGCACCGACAUACCCCGUUGCGACACGUAUGAGGCCCGAUUCAGGUCGGCAUACCGCGCACGUCGGGCCUGAUUUGGAGGCGUACAAGGCGGCCCACGCGGUCACCGUUGGCGAAGGAUCGGACGAGUGGUGGGCAGACCAAGCGCGCAAAACUUUGCACUGGGACCGCCCUUUCCAAACUGUGCGUGCAGGAGGAUUCGAAACUGGCGAUAUCGCGUGGUUUCCGGAAGGAGGACUGAACGCCGCGUACAACUGUGUUGAUCGCUGGGCUUUCAAGGACCCGAACAGGGUUGCGAUCAUCUAUGAAGCUGACGAGCCCAAUACUGGCGCAUCCAUCACUUACGGGCAGCUUCUGCGCGAAGUCUGUUCGCUCGCCAAUGUGCUCUCGAGCACCUUCGGCGUGAAGAAGGGAGAUACAGUCAGCAUCUACCUCCCGAUGACAUAUCACGCUGCAGUGGCCUUCCUGGCCUGCGCAAGGAUCGGUGCCAUCCACUCGGUUGUAUUUGCCGGCUUCUCAGCUGAAUCAUUGCGCGACCGCAUCCGCGACUGUGGCUCUCGUGUGCUGAUCACGUCGGACGAAGGAAAGCGCGGCGGCAAGACGAUCGCCACGAAAGCCAUCGCGGACGCUGCGUUACAAUCUCUUGCCGACGAGGGUGAUAAGAUUGUUGAGCAUGUCUUGGUCAUGAAGCGGACGGGAGGCAAGGUCGCUUGGACGGAAGGCCGCGACAGCUGGUGGCACGAAGAGAUGGACAAGGUCCCCAGCUACUGUCCGCCGGUGGUCAUGGCCGCGGAGGAUCCGUUGUUCAUUCUCUACACUUCUGGAUCAACCGGAAAGCCAAAGGGCGUUGUCCAUACUACCGCUGGCUAUCUUCUUGGCGCUGCAUUGACCGUCAAAUACGUCUUCGAUGUGCACGAAACAGAUGUCUUCGCGUGCAUGGCUGAUGUUGGUUGGAUUACUGGCCACACAUACAUUGUCUACGGUCCUCUUCUGAAUGGCGUCACCACGCUCAUGUUCGAGAGCACGCCUGUUUACCCAACCCCGGCCCGAUACUGGGAAGUGGUGGCCAAGCACAAAGUGACCCAGUUCUACAGUGCGCCAACGGCUAUCCGUCUACUCAGGCGGCUUGGCUCCCACCAUGUCGACGGGCACGAUCUUUCCACUUUGCGAGUCCUCGGGAGUGUCGGCGAGCCGAUUAAUCCGGAGGCCUGGGACUGGUACAACGAAAACGUCGGGAAGGGAGAAUGUGCUGUCGUUGAUACUUUCUGGCAAACCGAAACCGGUUCGAUCGUCAUAACGCCAUUCCCGGGUGCGGUUCCGACGAAGCCGGGUUCGGCAACCGUGCCGUUCUUCGGCCAAGUGGCGGUUAUCGUCGAUGCCGUGUCCGGCGAAGUCCUCGAAGGCAACAAUGUCUCCGGUGUGCUGACGCUUUCGGUUCCGUGGCCGUCUAUCGCACGAACUAUCUGGAAGGAUCACGCCCGGUACUUGGAUACCUACAUGAAGCCGUACCCGGGUCUCUUCUAUACGGGAGACGGCGCUGCCCGGGACAAGGAUGGAUACAUCUGGAUCAAAGGGCGUGUCGAUGAUGUCAUCAAUGUCUCUGGUCACCGACUCUCCACCGCGGAGAUUGAGAGCGCGCUGAUAAUGCACAAGGGCGUCGCUGAAACUGCCGUGAUCGGUACCGCUGACGAGCUAACCGGUCAAGCGGUGUACGCUUUCGUCACAUUCAAACCCGAGUUUACCUACGACUCCGCCGACGAGGCCAGCCUCAUCAAGGAGCUUGUUCUGCAAGUUCGCAAAGUAAUUGGCCCGUUCGCAGCGCCCAAGAAGAUAUACAUCGUGCCAGACUUGCCCAAGACCCGCUCAGGCAAGAUCAUGCGCCGAAUUAUGCGUAAGAUCGUUGCUGGGGAGGGGGAUCAAUUAGGUGACUUGUCCACCGUUGCCGAACCAGGAGUCGUCGAUGUCAUCAAGGCUAAGGUGGCGGAAAGUGCUUGAGGCUUGAGUCGGGGGAUGUUUCUCUUUGGGGUCGCGAACGUUAAAUAACACAAUGUGUAUGUAAAUUAUGUCUUGUUACUUACUUAUCUGGAGCUGUUUUAAACAGUUCCUGUUACCUUCUUGGCGUCGGGAUUCACUAUGCAAGUCCUGUCGAAGUGUUCAUUUGGAUUGGGCCAAGGAUGGACGGAUAUCCGGCUAUCACUGUCAGCUGUGGGUGGUAUAUCUGGACCAGAGUGCUCACGCUCUCCAUCGUCUCUUCCCAGACAGCAGUCAGCGAUGCCAUCCAUCCCACCGGGUAUCCGAUACAUAUCCAAACACCUCCCCAGACUGCUCUCCCCGGCAUUGCUCACAUAUGCGUCGAUCCAUGUCCUGCAGGCUUUCGACAUCCAACUGCCGUUUCCGAGCUGGAUUGCGUGCCUCUUGAGCGGCCCUCUUGUCCUUACGCUCAUCGUCCAGCGGCGGGACUGGUUGGACGCACGGGCGGCGGCGAAGAAUGGCGCCACCAUGGGUCCUGUGCUUCCCGGUUGGAUUGGCGGCGUUCAGAUGUUCUUCGUCAAGAUGAUCGACAUGUAUCCGGCGGAGGGAAUGAGCAUCGUCCUUGCCAAGGACGCCUAUACUACGCGAGUGCGGUUGCUGUUCCAGAAUCGGACGAUCACAGCGGACCCUCACAACAUAAAGACAGUGCUUGCCACAGAGUUCAAUAGCUUCGAGAAAGGUUCGGAGUUCCAAGAGGUAUUGGGGCCCUUGCUUGGCACAGGAGUCUUCGCGGCGGACGGCGACAUGUGGAAGUUCCAUCGGGCCAUGACCCGUCCUUUCUUCCAUCGCGAACGGAUCAGCGAUUUCGAGCUAUUUGACCAUCACGCAGAAAACGCGAUUGGACAAUUCAAAGCAAGACUCAGAGAAGGUCAUCCUGCAGAUUUUCAGGUAAUGCUCCCUUUGCAUUGGGCUCGCACCCGCACCGCAUCUGGGCUGACCCCGGCCCAGGAUAUGGUCUCUCGUUUCACCAUGGAUGCCGCGACUACGUUCCUGUUCGGCACCAACGUGAACACUCUCGAGGCCGGGCUUCCCUACCCCUUCUAUGCCCCAGCAGCGGAACCUGCUGCAGCCGGAAAAUCUCAUCCGUCCAGCGCUUUCGCGGCUGCCUUUCAGCAGGCUCAGAUCAUUGCUUCCGCUCGGAACAGACUCGGCGAGCAUUGGCCGCUACAGGAAUUCUGGGUGGACACUAUGGAGGAGCCGAUGAGUGUUGUUCGCGCUUAUCUGGAUCCCAUACUCCGAGAAGCGAUCGAGAAAAAGAGACGCUCUGGUUCAUUCGAGAAGGCAGACGUGAAUGGGGAUCGAGAGGUGCAAGAGGGAGAGACGUUGUUGGAGCAUCUGGUCAACUAUACUGAGGAUCAUACCAUCCUCCGUGACGAAAUCCUGAACAUCACCACCGCUGGACGCGAUACCACCGCGUGCCUUCUGACAUUCACGGUGUAUAUGCUUGCAGAGCAUCCCGAGGUACUUUCCAAGUUGCGCCAGGAGAUUAUGGACAGUGUAGGCUCGACCCGAGCCCCGACCUUCGACGACUUCCGCACCAUGAAAUAUCUCCGCGCGGUUCUGAACGAGACUUUGCGACUAUAUCCACCGGUUCCUUUCAACGUCAGAACUGCCUGCAGACCUGCCCUGUUCAGAUCGAGUCCAGAUGGCCCCCCGAUUCACGUGCCAAUUGGAACGAGGGUUGUUUUCACCCCUAUCGUGAUGCACCGCCGAAAGGAUCUCUGGGGUCCAGAUGCCUUGAAAUUCGAUCCAGCCCGGUUCUUGGAUGAACGUGUUCACAAAUACCUGACUCCGAAUCCAUUCAUCUUCCUCCCGUUCAACGCUGGUCCUAGAAUCUGCCUCGGCCAACAGGUAGGACAUCUUUCUGUGUCUGGAAAAGAUGUCCCGGGCACUGAGAAAUAUUCACCUCAGUUUGCCUACCACGAAGCCUCGUUUUUCCUCGUGCGGCUCCUCCAGUCGUUCUCCGAGAUAUCCCUCGCUCCCGCAGCCCAACCUCCCGCCACCCGUCCCCCCGCCUCGUGGAAGACUGACGAUGAAAGCGGCUGGAAGAAGGAAGAGAAGAUUUGGCCGAGGUCGCACUUGACGCUUUACGUCAAUGGCGGAUUGUGGGUUACCAUGCGCGAGGCGGAGGCAGAUAAAGCAGCAGCUGGGACUUCAGGAAGCUCUUGAAAAUUUUUUCACGGAAAACACGUACCCCCCACUCUCUUUUAACUCGAGCAAAAUUCUUGUCACAAGCUCCAAUCGAACAAGCACAUGUCGAACAUUUGUCACGUGACAUCACGUGCAACAGCUCAGAUCUUCUGCUGACCAAGCAUGCCUACCCCGGCUGAACGGUUCGAAUAUGCUGAUG